Gamsiella multidivaricata is the source of this 615-nucleotide messenger RNA. RefSeq names its product S-adenosyl-L-methionine-dependent methyltransferase. The record is from RefSeq and is a predicted model, not a curated record. The coding region runs from base 1 to 615 and encodes 204 amino acids. The transcript is spliced from 4 exons. Lineage: Eukaryota; Fungi; Mortierellomycota; Mortierellomycetes; Mortierellales; Mortierellaceae.
AUGGUCCAUGUCGAAGUACCCGCAGACCCAACAGCGUACAAGAGACAGGAAUACUGGGAGGAACGAUAUGCCAAGGAAGAGUCAUUCGACUGGUUCAAGACCUAUUCAGAUCUGAAGCCUCUGCUGAACGAGCAUAUAAAAUCCAAGGAUGCAAGGAUAUUGAUGCUUGGCUGCGGGAACUCUACGCUUUCCGAGGACAUGUACGAUGACGGGUACCAUAACAUUGUCAACAUCGAUUUCUCAAAAACUGUUAUCGAGAACAUGACUCAAAAGUGCAAGGACCGAGUUGGCAUGGAGUGGAUUGAAAUGGAUAUCAAGGAUCUUAAAUUUGAGGGCGGCAGCUUUGAUGUUGCGAUCGAUAAGGGCACCAUGGACGCUCUGAUGUGCGAUCGAGGAGAUGUCUGGAACCCAGACGAGGAACUUAUCAGGACUGUAGCUCAGGAAGUGGAUGAGGUCGUGCGGGUCCUCAAAGUCGGUGGGCAAUUCCUCUACAUCACAUUUGGACAACCUCAUUUCAGGAAAAGGCAUCUGGAGCGGCCUUGCUGGACUGUUCAGAUCUCGACUCUCGGAGACGCCUUCCAUUACUUUUUCUACCAUAUGGCUAAACAGGGCUAG